Molecule: messenger RNA, 1366 nt
Organism: Chlamydomonas reinhardtii
Lineage: Eukaryota; Viridiplantae; Chlorophyta; Chlorophyceae; Chlamydomonadales; Chlamydomonadaceae
Exons: 11
Coding region: 263-967 (234 amino acids)
Source: RefSeq, a predicted model, not a curated record
CUCACUCUGUACAUUUAAGUCAGGCGCUUGACCAAAUUGGCUUGAGGCGCUGCAACAUCCUUGCGCGCUUCGUCUACCUGAGCUUGCAGCAUCUAAACCACAUACGAUAGCAACAAUAUCUCCAAGUGUAACAUUCUUUACUGGUUGCCAAACGCGGGGGCUCGCCAACAAACCCUCACGUAGCGGCGCGGGUCGGCAGCGGUGCUGUGGGCCCCUGGAGGUGCGGCGCCAGCCGCGCCUCGAAGUCCCCGCCGCUGCACCCAUGUCGCGUGGGCCGUCGGCCAGUAAGGAUGCGGCCGCUGAAGUGGUCGGCCUCGCAUCUAAGCUGGACGAGCUAUAUAGGGGCUUCGCACACCGUUUCGAUGGGGUGCCUGAGGUGACUGCGCAGGAGGUGCACAGCUGGGUGUCAGAGCAGAGCUUGCGAGACCCACAGCAGGGUCAGGGCCAGGGUCAAGGGCAGGAGCAGGCAGGGCCGUCGGGGGCUCCAGCAGUGGUGCUGGUGGACGUGCGCAGUCACGCCGAGCAGCAGGUUUCUGUCCUGCCGGGACCCACCACUUUGACGCAAAAGCAAUUCGAGGCGCGCGGCCCAGAGAGCUUCCACGGCACCAAGGUCGUCUGCUACUGCACCGCCGGCUAUCGCAGCGGCGUGUACGCUGCCAAGCUGCGGCGGCGACACCCGCACCUGCAGGUUUACAACAUGCGGGGAAGCAUUCUGGCCUGGACGCAAGCCGGGCUGCCCCUGGCGGACCCCCGCGAUGGCUCACACACACGGCGGGUGCACGUGUACAGCCACGACUGGGCGCUGCAGGGCGACGGCUACGAGCCUGUGGUGUUCCGGCAGCCCAUCAUGUCGCUUGCGCUGGACGCCGCGGGGUCGGCGGCGCAGGGGCUUUUGCGGGCCGUGACUGGAGGCCGGCGGCGGCAGCAGGCGCAGGCGCAGGCACACGAGCAGGAGCAAGCGAAAUAGGAGCGCCAGCACCCCUGCAGGUCCUGAUCACCAACCAGACCGCCAAGGCUCUGGCUCUGACCCGCUAAACCCCCAGCUAAUUUAUCGGAAAACUGGCGCGCCGCACGGGUUAGCUAGCUCAUGCAUUGUCUGGAGGCGCAUCCUGGUUUUUCCCACGCACAAGGGAGUGCUGAUGCGGUAUGCUCGCCAUCCGCUUGCUACUUUGGGUUGGCUGAAGUACUGCUGCUGAUAUUCUUGAUUCUGAGGAAAAGGCAAAAUUGCUGCGAGGCACAGCGUGAGCAGGAUGUGUGUACGUGUGUGGCUGGGGCACUGCAGGUAGGCCUGGGGCGUCCUGCAAUGUCAUUUCGUGUUCCAGUCGUGCGCUGGUCGCAUGAAAGGCGCGGCUGGCCGGCUGCGUAA